AUGGCUCUUGCUCGCCGGAAUCUAUUCGCAGGUCAAACAGGAGGAGCAUUCAAAGCACAAGCACUAGCUGAUGUUACUCGAUCACUAGUAACAACAAAAAAUAAUGAAAAGCCGUCAAACAAUUUCUCAAAUGAACCACCACCAAAUCUACGUGCAAAACUUGGCAACGUACCAAGACAAGCACCAGUAGUACCUCCGAAGCCUUCUAAUCAGCCUCAAAGCAGUGCAAGCAGACAAUUGCCAAUCAGCGUACCACCUACUACUUCAUCUCAAAUAUUCUCCAGCACUUCUUCGCUCAAAGAUAAAUCCCAUAUCACAAAUGAGAAACUGAAAUUCCCCGAUAAAACUCCAAAAUCUGUUUCAACAGCUACGAACCUAGAAUCGAACAUUUCAAAUCCAAGUCUAGUAUCUUCUCCACGUGUGCAACCUUCACAGCCAGCAGGACUUUUUUCUGCACCAAAAACAGUACCAAGUGACGACGUUCAAAAUUUGUCUCUUGCAGACAAAUUGGCUAAUACGUAUCAACAAGUGACAUCACAGAUCGAAGAUGUUAGUGCGGCUGUCACUCGUGACCCUGUUAUACGUCGAGACGUUUCUACAAUGUUCAGCGAAUUCAAUAUUAUCUUAUGUGGUUCACCACGAGUUGGAAAGAGUACUCUGAUCAAUGCCAUAUGUCAACAGCCGCUGGCUAAAACAAGCGCAGGACUUGAUGCCUGUACGAAAAUGAUCUCUCGUUACGUUCUUACAGGUAGUCGCGAAAUUGACUCUGAAAUAAUCAACUAUCGGUACAACUUUUGGGAUACUCCAGGAUUCGAAAGUUGGACUGAAAAAGAUAUUCGCACAAAUUUAGAGGCAAUUCUAAAAAAACCAAAAUCAGAUAUACUGUGCAUGAUUUAUUGUGCGUCGCCGGGUAGCCACGCAAACCUUCAACAGCUAAAAUGGCUACUAGAUGAAUGCAUGAAGAAACAAAUAUUUUGUGCUCUUGUGUGUACGAAUAAAUGGGGUGGACACAAAACACAACGAGAUGCUGUCAUGCACGAUUUUCAAGGGUUACUGGCGAACUACCACGUCAAAACUCGAGAAGAAAAUGGUGUCAUCUUCUUCGGUAAUAUGGGAUUGUGUACAACGGUGAAUAGCCAGAGGUAUGAGGAUGAAGAUGCAGGCAAAACGUUUGAGCAGUCCGGUGUUGAUGAACUCAUUUUUGGUAUUAUGGAAUCUCUCGACGACGAAAAAGUUUUACAGUGGUGUAUGGUAGUGUUCGAGAACAAACCAUUUUGGAAGAAUGCGUUUAAUUUGCCGGGAAAAUUGAAAGCAUUCUGGAAUAAAAUGGUCAACCGAGCGAGAAUGACGGGCACAACAUCGAGAAAAAGUCGAAAUAAUAAAGAUUGA
Molecule: messenger RNA, 1389 nt
Organism: Didymodactylos carnosus
Lineage: Eukaryota; Metazoa; Rotifera; Eurotatoria; Philodinida; Philodinidae
Source: the annotation of a GenBank genome assembly